AUGAGUAAGAUUGGUUUCUGGUUGCAGAACGCUGCUCCUUACUCUCCCAAAGAACGUGAUUUUGAAGCGAUCAAUGCGUGCUAUGGGGUCACAAGCAUAAGGCAGUCCGACCUUCUACUAAUAUACAAAUUCCCCAACGUCCGUUUCGGGGAUGCGCCCACUGGGACGAUGCGGUUCGGCGAACCCAGCACGCCGACGGCGGGGGUAACGCCGUCCGACCCGACGGGUGUGAUACAGUGCCACACCGUCGCAUUGAGCACGAAGAAGAAGAAGGGGGACAAGGACGGGUCGCCGGCGCCGAAGGUCCCAUAUAUCGGGAAACCGAACGCGGGCGAAGGUGAGGAUCCGAACCAGACCGAAGACUGUCUCUUCCUGGACAUCUACCUGCCUGCCUCGCUCUUCGCGAACGGGACCACCCCGUCCGCGUCGGUGCCGGUGGUUGUGUGGUUCUAUGGAGGCGCGUUCGUGGAAGGGUCGAAGGAUGGGCCGGAUCCGAAUAACCCGUUAUACACGGGCGUGGGCGCUGUGAAUGCCGCGAAGGCGCUGGGAGAGGAUGUGGUGUUUGUGGCGGGGAAUUACCGCCUCGGGGCCUUUGGAUGGUUGGCGGGUCAGUAUAUGGAGACGGCGGGGGCGCCGAAUGCCGGGCUGCAUGAUCAGCGGUUCCUGUUGGAGUGGGUGCAGACGUAUAUUGGACAGGUGGGUGGGGAUAACUCGAGUAGCCCGGCAUAUGAGAUCAUGUGGGAUCGUACUGGGACGUUGAAUCAGACUUACGAGAAUUUCGUGGGCUCGGCUGUGCCUGGUUGUACUAGCCGUGAUAUCAACUGCGUGAGGGAGCUCGGUCUUGACGAUCAGGCUUUGAUCAACGCGAAUGCAGACCUGGUCAAUACGUAUUAUAAUACUGGUGUCUUUCCAGUAGGACCGGCAGUAGAUGGGAUCCUGAUCAACCGAUUACCCGUGAAUGAAUUUGCAACGAAUUCAUAUUGGCAGGGCUUAAAAUCCCUGAUCGUCUCUCAUGUGGAAGACGAGUCUGGCAUCUUCGUCCCAUCAAUCACUGAUGACAGCGGCUUCACCUCCUUCGUAAGCAACUUCAUGCCGCAAUCAUCCCUCUCCAGCGUGCGUUCGGCAAUUAUGAGCGCCUACCCAUCAUCCUCGUAUCCCGACGCACCCAAAGCUCGUGCCAGCGCCGUGAUUCGGGACUCAUCCUUUACGUGCAACGUGCAGCAGCUCUUCGACGCAUACGGCGGUACCGCAGACACGUACGUGCUGAAGUACGACGUCACGCCGAAGAGUGGGCUUUUCACGAUCCCCGCGGACCAUGGGACGGACCUACUGCCCACUUUCUGGAACGGGGAGGUCGAUUUUGCGAAGUUUCUCGCCAGUGUGGCGAACAAAAUCUCCCCGAUACCGAUUCCGCCAUUCUUCUUGAACGGGUUUUCGAAAUUCUACGCCGCAUUUUCGCCCAAGUUCCAAGCGUAUCUCGUCUCAUUUGCGAUCUCCGGGAAUCCGAAUAGCCUGGCCAGUGAAAACCCGUUCUGGCCCACAGCUACAGCGGACGGUUCCAGCAUUGGAAACGUAUUGCAAGCGCAAGCGACACCGACAGAUACACAAUUCACGGUCAUCGUUGAUGAAAUUAAUACUUCGGGGCUCUGUAGUUUCUGGAAGACCCUGGCCGCGGAGAUCGAUACUACUACUACCACUACUACUGUCGCUGCAGUGCAGACGCCGCCCCCUUUUGUCCCAUCCCAGGAUGUCCUUGGUGGAGAGGCAGAUCGUGAUGAAUUGAAAUGA
Messenger RNA from Bacidia gigantensis, 1788 nucleotides. RefSeq lists its product as uncharacterized. The record is from RefSeq and is a predicted model, not a curated record. The coding region runs from base 1 to 1788 and encodes 595 amino acids. The transcript has 4 exons. NCBI's taxonomy places the organism in Eukaryota, Fungi, Ascomycota, Lecanoromycetes, Lecanorales, Ramalinaceae.